AUGAUAACUGAAAAGUUAAGCAAAUUAGAUCCUGAACAGAAAUAUUUUAAGUACGAUAAAAAUAUAUUAAAGGAAUAUGAAAAUAUUAAAAAUAUUUACAAAAAUAAAAAGUUAGGACGUAAAUUUAAUCAGUUCGAUUAUUGGUAUUCGUCCAAAAAGAAAGAAGCCAAGUAUAACUAUAGUAGACAUGUAAAUUUUACCAUCACGGAGAAUAAGUUUAAUUUUAGAAAUGUCUUUUCGUACUUUCACAUACUAGAAGUUGUGCAUGAAAAAUUUAAGAACAACGCUUUUUAUAUUAACGGGCUGCAGUCAUUUAUUAAUAAGUACUACGACCCGGUUACUCAGAAACGGAUUAAGUACUACGACAAAAUUAGGGAACAACUUGAGCUAAGAAAGAAAAAUGGGGGGGAUAAAACUGAAGAGGCGUAUCAGAAGGAGGGGGCUUCUGUGGAUGGUGGCAUUACAGGGGAAGGAAAACAGAAUUAUGUAGUUCCCUCGAGUGGCUCAUCAAAAGAGGGGGGAAAAAAUAGUAAGUCUUCUAAAAAAGAAGCACUAAGAAGUGAAGAAAAAAUGGAGUGCACCAAGAAGCAAGCGGAAAAAGACACAUUCACAUCGAAAAAGGAAUUCUUCGAGAUGAUCAAAAAGAACCUAAGUGAAUUUGAAUAUUCAAAUGAAAAAAAUGGCCCAAUCGCCUAUGACAUAAAGAACCCCUUCAUGAAGUCAAAGAUGUCCUCAAAGAGGAGGAGGUUUAAAGAGAGGAGGCUCUUCGAUAUUAUCAACUUUAAGUGCAAGAAUAAACGGGAACGGCUAAUGCAAACCGCGGUGCGGAAAUUGGCUAAGAGGAAAAUGAAGGACGAAAAGUACAUUUUGGACCCAAUGGAGCCAGCUUAA
This is a messenger RNA of Plasmodium cynomolgi strain B, 891 nucleotides long. RefSeq lists its product as hypothetical. The transcript is spliced from 2 exons. Lineage: Eukaryota; Apicomplexa; Aconoidasida; Haemosporida; Plasmodiidae. The record is from RefSeq and is a predicted model, not a curated record. Bases 1 to 891 code for a protein of 296 amino acids.